AUGACAGCUCUCAACAAGAUGGGGGAGUUGGUUGAGAUGGUCCGUGCUCCACAAUCACGUGCCUUACAGACACCAUCCCCAUCUGAGACUAGCGCUGGACCCCAGCACACCACGGUUGUUGAUGGCGUUGCAUAUAGCUGUGAACCGGAUCAGAGCUUCCACGAAUUUGCUAUCGAUUCCUUGAGUGAUAGUGAUACUACUGUCACUGCUCAGAGUGCAUCCGCCACAAUCGAGGGUGACACUUCUCCCUCCCCUUCCAAGGCACCUUACACGCGUGGGCAUCGCCGUCGUUCCACGCACGUUACUCGCCGUGACCUUGAGAAGUUUCAUACGGAGGUCCUAGGUAUCGAACACCACGCCUCCUGGUUCGACGAGGAUAACGGCACUCCACGAUCCUUUGCCCCCAACGACCCCGCCCUUGAAGAACUGAACCGCGCCUUUGCCAACGCCGACGUUUCCAUGAACACUACUACCAACGGUAUGGCUAGUAACGGUAAUGGCACCGGCCCCGGGGCUUAUUACGAAAAUGCGUCUGGCGCCGUCAAUAUGGCCAACAUUCCUUCUCGCCAGACCCCGUCCCCCUCCCCCUCUCAAUCAUCGGCUACAACUCAGAUCAACGGAGGAAUGGGCGCAAUGGGCGCAGGUAUCCCGAUGAACGCUGGACACCAGAUGGACUUGCAUCAUCUGUAUGAGAUGGUGGUGGAGCUGAGUGACGUUUUGAAGAACAACCGUGACGUGACCAAGAACAUUGUCGCGAACGCGGAGGAGAUUGUGAGGAAUGGCAUCAGCGACAGCACCAGCUCUAAUGGCCAACAGAACGGCGACAACCCACACGCCCGAAUUGCUGAAUUGGAGCGCGCCCUGGCCAGAGAAAAGCGCCUGGUCGCCCACCAUAAACACCACCAAGAGGAGAACAUGAAGUUGGUCCAUGAGUUUGAGAAUGCCGUGGGCAUUAUGGUUGAACAGAUCCGCAACUACUGCCAGAACAACAACAUGCAUUACCUUGCACAAAAGACCCACUACAAUAACCUCCUGCAGGCUGAGCGUGAUGCCCACCUUGAAAGCCGCCUCGAUCGGGACUACUGGCACGCGCAAACGAUGAAGUGCGCUGAGAUGAUUCGGACCGCUCACCGUCUCAGCUGCGAGGCCGACGAGACCCCCACCCGUGUCAUCUGCGGUCUGCAGAACGAGGUGCGCGCUUAUCGCUUCGCACUUGGAAUGGAGGCUGAGAAGCCCGAAGAAGAGUAUGGUUGGGAAUAUCUGAAGACCAUUCCAGGCUUGGAGUAA
Messenger RNA from Penicillium salamii, 1287 nucleotides. NCBI's taxonomy places the organism in Eukaryota, Fungi, Ascomycota, Eurotiomycetes, Eurotiales, Aspergillaceae. The record is from the annotation of a GenBank genome assembly.